Messenger RNA from Haliotis rufescens (red abalone), 2886 nucleotides. Its product is annotated as sigma intracellular receptor 2-like. Gene Ontology annotation, cellular component: endoplasmic reticulum. NCBI's taxonomy places the organism in Eukaryota, Metazoa, Mollusca, Gastropoda, Lepetellida, Haliotidae. The record is from RefSeq and is a predicted model, not a curated record. The coding region runs from base 398 to 919 and encodes 173 amino acids. The transcript has 3 exons.
UCCGACAUCAACUCAUCCGCGAAGAACGCUCUACAGCGGUUCCUCAACAGGCGGCUACUGUGUGUCAAGAGUUCGACCGAGUUGAGAGCUCAUCGUUGCACUCGCUUCACAUAAGGCAGCAAAUCUCCAUUCACUACAUAUAAGGACACGCACCACGCGAAGCUGUCGAGAGGGAAACCGACCAGUCAGUCUCCUUACUGUAGUCAUGGAGAGAGCAUCAGCUGGCGAUUAGAUCCGCCGUCAAACAUUGGCUUCAUAAGCACAACCACAGCAACGAUUAGGUCAGUGUGAGCGAGAGGUCGUAGUGUUCACAGCCGCGGAUAGAACACGAGGCGGUAGCUCAGUCCUGACGAAACGAUAUAAUAUUCUGGCAUCGACUUGCCAUUCCACUGGCAUCAUGGCGGGUCUAAGACGGUCUCUGGACAUUCUCUUCAUCGCGUUCUACGUGUUUGAGGCAGUGUCUACGAUAUUUUUUGACACUCAACAACUUCUACCUUCUCAUCUCUAUCCAAAACCGCUGACUGAUCUGUUCUCCUGGUACAUCCAGCACUUCAGGGAUCCAUACAUGGCGAAUGCUCGGAACAUGCCCUGGUUCGCCAGUUUCUGCAUCGUGGAGUUCAUCACGCAUAUCCCCUUCUUCUUCUUCGCCAUCUAUGCAUACUACAAAGGUCCAUCCCAGUGUCCCUGGAUCCGUAUCCCGGUGAUCAUGUACUGUGUCCAGAUCAUCACCUUCGUAACGGCAGUCGAGGCAGGCGUCUUUUUUGACGACUUCUCAAAAACUAAGCUGGUGGCACCAAGAGACUUUGGCGAAAGACUGAAGCUAGGAACCAACUACAGUCUGUUCUUUUUUGUGCCACUAACAAAUCUAGUGGAUGCAAUAUUCAGCAGUGCUUAUACUCCCAAGGCGAAGACAGCAUGAUGUGUGGAAUAGUAUCUGGUGUGAUGUACAGGGAGAAAAUACACAAGAUUCAAAUCUAAUGCAGUGAUGAAAAUGAGAUUGCAGAGAGGGUGCACAUUAAUGCUGCAUGUAUGGUGCACAUUCAAGGCCACAUGAACACAUAAAACUUGGUUCAUAAAGUGAGUGUGAGUGAGGGAGUGAGUGAGUGGUUUUACGCCGCUUCUUGCAGUAUUCCAGCAAUAUCACGGCGGGGAACACAAGAAAUGGGCUCCACACAUUGUACCCAUGUCGGGAAUCGACACCGGGUCUUUGGCGUGACGAGCGAACGCUUUAACAACUAGGCUACCCGACCGCCCCUGGUUCAUUAAGAUUCACAUCGGGAAAAGAGGGGGGGGGGGGGGGGGUGUAGAUGAAAAAAUCUUGUUCCUGAAUUUAAACAUUACCUAGGGACGUCAUUCUUUAGAGGGAGGUUGUGGGCAUUAAAAGAUAUAGCACAUGAUCAGGUGUCGGCAAAAUAAGAUAGUAUCCAAAAAUGAAAUCAGAUCUUUGUUUAACGGUAGCGAGAACUAAGAUCUGAUUUGAUGAGAUCGGAGUAUACGAGGCAUUACACGCAUCAUCAGAAGGAACCAUGGUUACAAAGAGCACACCUGCUUACCGAAUCGUAAGGGUGUGUGAGUGAGUUAUGCUUAACGCCGCUUUUAACAGUAUUCCAGUUAUAUCGCGUCGUCGUAAGGGAGUGGGUUUAGCUUACCAUAUAACACUAUCCCUGAAAUAUUAUGGCGAACCAUCACUGCGUCAUGCAUCGCACGUACGUGAACACCAGGCUUUUGCUGCUUGGUUUGCGAAUACUGUUCUAAGCGUCGUAAAACCCAGCUCGCUUUAUUACAUUACCGGAAAUCUAGACAGUUUUAUUGAAUUGUCCGGAUGUUGCACUUUAUUGUCAUUUAUACAUUUGUUGUAAUUUACUCUUAGUUUGUCAAUGGUUGUUAGAGGACGCUAUUGGCCAUCAGUGAUUAUCCAGUGUAUUACGUCACCAUUCUAUUAUGACAAAUGCACUGCGCCCAUUCGCCACCAAAACGUCUUUUCAGAAGUCUUGUUCUCUUUUGUGACAUAAAUUAGCACAUGUGUUCUCCCGUUCAUGGACAUGAAAUCAGCCAAUACAACUGCCUCUUCUGAAAGCGAGGUCUGCAUUUGGAAUCGCGUGCUCGUACGACAGAGUCGUUUCAGUAAACUACGGUUAUAACGAACUCAAAGGGACUACUUUUUUUAGUUCGUUAUAACCGUAGUUCGUUAUAAGCAUAUAUACAGUAAACUACAGCAAAUAGUCGGGACUAAAAAGUAAGUUCGUUAUAUCCGUCAGUUCGUUAUAAGCGUGUUCGUUAUAACCGUAGUUUACUGUAUUUUCAAAGGAAUGAGAAGACUGUAACGUGUACUUUUAGUUAGUAAUAGUGGUUUUCUGAGUAUUAAGACGGUGAGGAAAGGCCUUAUUCUACAAGAUAUAACCAGUUGUAUUUAAGAUGGCACGCAACAAAAGCGGGUCGAAUUCUGUUGCUGUUUGCCUCCAUAAUGAAAGACGGCCAUGUUUAUGUUAGUGAGUAUGUUUGAGUUUUCGCCGGUUAAAAUUCCAGCAAUAUCACGACAGGGGACAUCGAAAAUGGGUAUUGUACCCAUGUCGGGAAUCGACCCCGGGUCUUCGGCGUGGCGAUCGAGCGCUUUGACCACUAGGCUACCCCACCGCCCCAUGUCGUGCCAAACUGGCUCUAAACGAAGCAAUGAUAGUGAAAAAGUCCAGGGUUUAUAAGAGAAAAGGAAGGACGACUGAUACACUGUAUUAUCGAGGAUGAGGUGUUGUGAUUAUAUACUCACAUGCAUGUCAUUGACAGGUUCACGUUGUGUAGCAUUAUAUUCACAUUUUAUGCAAUAUUUAUUAACCUCGUCUUUUUGUCAUGUGCGAAAAUAAUGCGAAUUAAACAGUAUUAUUAAUUGUA